AACUCAAAUCAAUCUUUUGUGUUUUGCAUUUUCUCUUCAACGCUUGUCCUUUUUAUCAUUUCCUUUCCAAAGAAAAGAAAAAUGAUUUCUGUCUCCGAAAUUGUUCUCUGCAUACAUGAGAAUGUCUAUGGAACAUGCAUUGGAGUUAACGUCGCUAACAAUGCUAAAGUAUUUGAGUAUGCUCAAGCUACAUUUGUAGAGAACGGUGACAACGAUGAUGACGUUAUCUAUGAUUAUGCUCCAGCAGCAUGAGUGGAUCAUAUAUUUAUUAGGCUAAACUAUGAUUUUGUACCUCUUAUAUUAUUUGUUUAAUGGCCUUAGGGCGUCUUUUAUGUUUGUCUGUUUAACACUUUCACUAUAAAAUUCGUCGAACAUU
This is a messenger RNA of Arabidopsis arenosa, 376 nucleotides long. The record is from the annotation of a GenBank genome assembly. Lineage: Eukaryota; Viridiplantae; Streptophyta; Magnoliopsida; Brassicales; Brassicaceae.